AAUGGACCAAUGAGGAAGCAGCAUCAUGUAGGUUUUCCGCUUUGCCCGAACUUCUUGACAGAUCCGACUUCAGAUUGAGAGAAUUCAAGAUGGCUGCUACAGGUUCUAAAUAAAGGGCUAACUCCUCUAAAUCCUGCUGUGCAUGAAGCUCUCCUGAGGUUGUGGUGUCUCAGUGCUGUGUCCACCAGCUCCUCCUGCUUCUCAUCAUGUCCUCCACCUCCUCCUCCUACUCCUCCUCAGGGGAGACCAGUCCGGAGGAUGUACCCAGAGGUGGGGGCACCAUCCGAGUCUACCUCCCCAACAAACAGAGGACAGUGGUCAAUGUCCGCCAAGGGCAGACUGUGCACGAGAGUCUAGAUAAAGCGCUCAAAGUGAGAGGCCUAAGCCAAGACUGCUGUGCUGUAUUUCGCCUUUUAGAAGGUCGUAAGAGACUGACAGACUGGGACACAGACAUCACUCCUCUGGUUGGUGAGGAGCUUUUAGUCGAAGUCCUGGAUGAUAUUCCUCUCACCAUGCACAACUUUGUACGGAAAACUUUCUUCAAGCUGGCUUACUGUGAUUUUUGCCACAAGUUUCUUUUUAACGGCUUCAGAUGUCAGACAUGUGGCUACAAAUUUCACCAGCACUGCAGCAGCAAGGUGCCUACUGUGUGUGUGGACAUGGAUACAGUGAGCAAAAGGUGUGAGCCCAAUCCCUGCACAGAUGAAUAUCCACAGAUACUAAUGCCAGAGAAUUCCCCGUCUCAGAGCAACCUAGCCUUAACCCCAGAGCCUGCUGGAAUGGGCCUCCUGUCCCCGACCUCGACCUUUCACUUCCCCAUGUCAGGUGGAGAUGGCCAGUCUCUACAGAGGCACCGCUCCACCUCCACUCCUAAUGUCCACAUGGUCAGCACAGUGGGCCCUGGUAGCGUCAGCAUCAUUGAGGAAGCAGUAAAAUUACAUAACACAAUGGGCCCUGAGCCCUCACCAAAGCCCUCCACCAGUCCACCCUCUUCUCUUGGCUCUCCAGGAAGGAGACCACCCAAGUCCCCUUCAGAGCACAAGGAGCGCAAGCCCUCCUCGUCUGAUGAAAAAAAGAAGGUGCAUCGAGGUGCCUACAGAGACUCUAGUUACUACUGGGAGGUCCACUCUCGAGAAGUCAACAUCCAGAAGAGGAUAGGUGCUGGAUCCUUUGGAACUGUCUUUAAGGGCAAAUGGCAUGGAGACGUGGCAAUCAAGAUACUCAAAGUCAAAGAGCCAACGCCUGAGCAGUUGCAGGCAUUCAAAAAUGAGAUGCAGGUCUUACGGAAGACCCGCCACGUCAACAUCCUGCUGUUCAUGGGCUAUAUGACUAAGCCCAACUUUGCCAUCAUCACACAGUGGUGUGAAGGCAGCAGCUUGUAUCGCCAUCUGCAUGUCACAGAAACCAAGUUUGACACUAUGCGUCGCAUUGAUGUGGCCCGACAGACAGCACAGGGCAUGGAUUAUCUUCAUGCGAAAAACAUUAUUCAUCGAGAUCUGAAAUCAAACAAUAUUUUCCUCCAUGAGGGCUGGACUGUCAAGAUUGGCGACUUUGGCUUGGCCACAGUGAAGUCUCGGUGGAGCGGCUCCCAGCAGGUUGAACAGCCCAGUGGAUCCAUUCUCUGGAUGGCUCCUGAAGUGAUCCGGAUGCAGGACAGUAACCCGUAUACGUUCCAGUCUGACGUGUAUGGAUACGGAGUAGUGCUGUUUGAGCUGAUGUCAGGGGCGCUGCCUUACUCCAAUAUCAACAACAGAGACCAGAUAAUCUUCAUGGUUGGACGCGGUUACUUGUCUCCAGACCUCAGUAAGCUGUAUAGUACCUCGCCUAAGUCAAUGAAAAGGCUGAUUAUCGACUGCCUGAAGUUCAAGCGUGACGAGAGGCCCCUGUUUCCACAGAUCCUGGUAGCCAUUGAGCAGGUGCAAGACCUGCUGCCAAAAAUUGAGCGGAGCCGCUCAGAGCCGUCGCUGCACCGGGCCGUCCAUGCUGAGGACCUGAACCCCCUCCUGUUCCACACCACCAGGCUAAUGCCCCUCUAAGCUCCCUGCAGCACCGAGCGGAGAGGCUGUCACCUUGUCCAGAACCACAGCAUUCCUGUGCCUCAGAGAGGCCACAGCUGGCUGCCCUGACAGGCCAAGUCCCAAAACUAACUCUCCAGCAAAGCUCAGUAACAAACUGUAGAAAUAACUUUAACGUGUUUCUUAGUCUAAUAGUGAGCCUUCUUUCCCUUUACAAAGACCUGACCACCAGGGGAAAGAAGGGUAUCUAGAUGCAUGUUAAAAUGUCUGACAUCAGGCCAACUGAGGAAAUCCAUUGAACAGGUUGACUUGCAUUUGACAAUCUGACCUACUGGGAGGCAAACGUCAUACUAAAAACAUCUAGCGGCUGUUUAUAGAAAAAUCUGAAAACCACAUGAUGUGCACAUGCACUGCAGAAUUAUUGUUUCCCAUUUUCAGGAGUAAAAUAGUCUUAUUCAGACCCUUUAGGUGCGCUGUGAUUAUAGCCAAAAAUGUAAAUCAUUUCAACAGCCAUGAAGCUGGGCUGCUGGUGCAGGUCACUGAUCAGCUUCCAUCUUAAAACGCUCAGCUGUCAUGUGGCCCUUUCAGUGUAAUGCAGCACUAGUGUGACUGGAGGCCUGAGAUGUGAAGCUAGUGAUGUGAAUGCAAAUGGAACGCCUGCUUUAGAAGGUUUUUGUUAAAGACUGGACAUUUUGUCUCAUUGGGGACUUUUGCAGAUAUUUCCACACCACUGUAACAAACCUACAGGAGCAGGCAGAGGAGGUGAAAGUCAGACUUUAAAAGGCCUACAAUAGCAACAGGCACCUUGAGACACGGAACUUUGCAAAGAGGUCUAGUGAAAAAUCACCGUGUAUGAAAGUUACCUUGCUGAAGCUCUCUGACCACUGAGUGUAGCAGUGAAAGUCUGACAGAGACAAACAGGUCUGUCAAAUCACUUUGGAAAAACUCAAUCAUUAGGGUACAUAUCCUCAAGUAGUCACUCAGUUGUCUUUGGAAUCACAACAUGUAUCUGGGGACAAAGGUCCCAGUAAUGGUGCAGUAAACUCAGAAUUAUCUAAUGGCCAAAUGAGCAGCUAACUCAGCAGGGCCUGGCAACAUUGACUAUAGAUCCAAAUCAAAAUAUUUUAGCAACACUCUGCUGUUUGGGGGGUAGAGAGGCAUUUAUAUUACUUAAUCCUUUAUUUAGUCUUAAAAUCUUAUCGAUUAGGAAUAGCGCAACUGAUUUCACUGACUUAGCACUUAAAAAACAGAAUACUGCCCCAUCAUUCUGUUUCUUAAGCUAUUGUCACGUCAUUUCUAGCUUACUCUAUUCCACUGGACAGAUCUGUUUGGCCCAGGAGUUUUUCAGUAAAAACAAGUUCACCUUGAUAUUCAUUUCUUGUUUUUUCCCAGCAGAGAAUCCCAACAUAUUUUCAAGACUAUUCCAGACUGAUUCAGUACAGUUAUUACUAGUGUGUCAUCUUUAUUGGUCUAGCCCUAAUACACAGUGGAUACACAGGAAUACAUUUCCAUGCUGAUGCAGUCACCUUACAGCUGUCAACAAAGCACAGCCUCAAGAACCAGAAACAUAAAACUCUCUAGAUGUUUUUAGUCUGAUUCCGUUCCUAGUUUCAUUAGAACAUCAUCAGAUUCCAGAUAGAUGGUUUUUCUUCCUGUUGUCAACACACUGCUGGCCAUGCAUUAAUACUGUAGUAACACUGAGUAAUUUGGCUGAUUAGCUGCUCUGAUUUGGACUUGGGUAGAUGUGAGAAGUGUUUAAUGUUCUGUAAAAAAAUGAGGUGUGUGUCAAAUGAAACGGGCUGUAAGUGUCCCGACUGAAGACAGAGGUGUUCCAGCUGCCAGCCUCUCUUUCAUAUUUCUGUCUCUCACAAGUCGUGCGAACAGUUUUUUUCUUAAAGGCACAGAUGGUGACGCUCUCCGUUAUACACGGGAAAGGAGAUGAAAUAAUUAAUGAAAUAGAGGUCCAAACCCUGCCUGAGGUCAUGGCUGUACACUGUAGGGUUACUCUCAGAUAAGAAGACAGUUGGAACCAUUCGUCUGUUGAAAAGUAAAAAUCUGGUGGCGUUUUUUCCAGGUAGAGUUGGAGAAUGUGCAGGCACUUUCACCUUGUGUUAGCAUGUUUUUUGACACUUUAAUAGUAGUCAGUGUGUAGAACAACCUUGUAUCACUAUAACACAGUGGAACGUCUCUCUGCCUGUGUGCUGUACAUUGAAAUCAGUGUUUCUGUUCUGAGGCUGGGCGACCUGUUGAUCAUGGUGCUCAGUGUGAUUGAUCGGUAGGUCUGUAGCUACUUCCUGUUUUCUUCAUGGUAGACAAUAGUUUCAGUAAAGCAGAAACUGGUGUUUAUUUUGAGGUAUUUUCUUCAGGAUUGCAUUUGGCCCUGUAGACACAUUUCCAGCAGUUGUGGAUGUAUAAUAACUCUGGUUAAAACAAGCUGCCUUACACAACUGUUGGUUGUGGUUAAAGUAAAAUCUACAGCAGCAGGAACCCUUCCUUAGUAAUAACUGUGGAUCUGUAGUGUGGUGUCACAGCUGUAGAGGUAUGAAAGGACUUCAAGCUUCAGUGUAUGUUGCUGUGCUUUUUUUUUUUACAGGCAGUCAUUUGUGAAACACUUUUGUUUUAAGAAGACUGAGCCUCUUCACGGUUUAUAAAAAUAAUCCCAUGCAGCGUAGAUCUAUCAGAAGUGGUAGUGCUGGUCUGUCUUUCCUGAAGCACACUCAGCUGCUUUUCCUGUUGGCCGGUGUGAAACCGGUUUGAACUAUAGGCUGCGUUCACAUUAGCACCUCUGAUGCCAACGUUCACAAUCCCAGAUAUAAUCUGAUUUCUGCUUCUCAGGUUUGACACGAUUUUUAGAUACAAAUAUAAGCCAUAAUUGUUGUAUCAUGUAGUUUUGAAGGGAUGCUCUACAGGGCCUUCAGCCUCUUCCUCUACAAAGCAGCUGACAGUGAGAGUCAUAGAGUCACACCUGAUAGACAGAUGGUAAUCACACUCCUGUGGAUAGCACACGGCAUCACUAGCUUUCCAUCCAGCUACAGUCUGAAUGAAAAUGGUUGAUUGUGGGAAACCAAGGCAUCCGUAGAAAUGGAUGUUUGUUUAAUGGAUGACGCUCUCUGUGGUUCAGCUACGCUUGGAUCCGUUCAGACUUAUCCCAACACUUUCUAUGUUUGAUGUUUGACCUCAGUCUGGCAGGAACAAACAAUCUCAUCACAAAGAUCCACUGAGGCGCUACUCUGGACUCAUAGGACUGUCACUUUUUCCAAUAUGGAAUUUUGAACUAAUUCAAGCACAAUCUAUAUCAGCUUCAGGACAGACGAUGCUGAAGGUGAUAUAGAUGUUCUGUCAUCUUGUCUUAUAACUGGGUACCAUACAAAUCUUACUAUCCUACCAGUAAAGACCUUUUUUUGUGGUUUGGUGUGAAGAAGUAGGCCAUCAGAUGAGGUACAGUUGACGUCCACUUGUUUCUGGUGCCUUCACUGCUUCCUUUGGGUGGCAAGUGAACAGUUUUCUCCCAACUGUCAUCUUCCUCCUUUAUUGUCUUUAUUCCUCAUAAAAAGUGACAGUCCUAGCCCCUGAAUGAGCUUGUGAUGAGCUUGUUUUCUCAUCUGAUUAAGGUUAAAUUGCUUAGUGUUUGGCUUCUGGCCGUGGUAUCUCCAGAAACUCCAUCAGACCCAUGUGGCUGUAGGCCCAUGCACAGCGAACACAGCCCUCUUUGGCUUCAUUUCAGCUACCAAGUGAAGAAAGAGCAACUCACCUCUCAAUCUUCUCCGUUGUUUCCCAGCCAGAGCCGUCACACAGACCUUUUUUUGAAACAUUUCCACCAAUUCAGUGAGAUCAGUGCUGGCUGUUGUAAGUGGUGAUCUUGGAGGUGUUAGCAUGACGGUAGCAAUGGGUCUUAUGGUUUUUAUUAAUGGACUAGCAGCAGCUGUGGGGGUGUUGGUGGUGUUGUGGCCAUGCUUCUCUGUAUACUGUAUGUGAUGUGACUGAACAUUAAGCAGAGUAGAUCUUAACGUCUGUGUCGGUCACUAGUGAACUGACUGCAGAUUGAACCAUGAUAUUUUAAUGUUGUGAAACUAGGGGCUGGGUACCCUAACUGUUCUUACUUAUUCCAGUUUUGUGGGUGGGCCGUGGUUGGGGGAGGGGGCACUGGGUGGUAGUUUGUUAACCAGGGUUGGGGAAGAUUUGUUUCCGUCUUUCUUUUAUUUAUUGAUUUCCAUGCAGAAGCUCUCAUCUGCGACUGCGACUCUUUGGGAUGGAUUAAAUGUUUACCGAGAACGCUUCGGUCUUUGAAACGUUCAUGUCGUUGCCAGGCGCUCUCUUUCCAGUAAGAAUGUUCUUUUAGGCAUGGUACUGUCUGCUCUUCCAAAUAACUUUAAUCUGACACCGUCUGCUGCAGGGCAUUUGUAAUGACUGUUCUUUGAAACAUCCUGAGCACAAACUAGUUAUCCAGCAUGUUAGGGGUUCACUACAUUAGCAUUUCUUAAUAGCAACACUUAAAACAACUGUAAAAUUAACUUAUGUGGUGGGUGGCGUGUUUAAAAUUGAGCCUGUCCAGUGAUAUUUGAGUGUAACUUAAGUAUUUAAAUGGCCUAAGGCUGCUGAAUGAAAUCUUUUCUAAAUGAGCUGCUUUUUGUAACCUUUCAGCGGUAGCAGCAACUGAAUGUCUUUUCUUUUUUUGUUCUUUUUUUUUUUUUUAAUCCAUGAUGUAAGAUCAGGAGUGCUUUACAAUAAUGUAACACCGGGUUUCUUGUGAAUCAAUGUAAAAAGUGCAUCACCACUCAGAGGACCCACUGUCCUGGAGGACUUUUCCCUGUUAGGAAAGAAAUUUGAAUCAGUUUUGCAUAGGUGUGGUGUCUCCCAAAGAUAACUGUGUUCAUCUGAUAUCUAAUGGAGGAGGAAACAAUUGCCACACUUCAUGGAAACCCCUGUUAAAACGGACCCCAACAGCUUCACCACACAUGCAAGAGGCUGCGCAGCCUCUGGAGACCUGCAGGGGCGCCAGAGGGGGGAAUCCAGACUUAACACAGCUGUUUGUUUCACAGAAGAAGAGAGUGAGCGAGCUGUAUCAGAGUAGUUUCUUUAUCUUUUUUGUCUUUUCAUAUCUGUAGGUGAAUUGCAAUACUUGUGUCUAUAGUUUCUGAGGUGUCAGGGGUGUUCAGUUUGCAAUAAAUGGUAUAUUCUGCUGUG
Molecule: messenger RNA, 7199 nt
Organism: Amphiprion ocellaris (clown anemonefish)
Lineage: Eukaryota; Metazoa; Chordata; Actinopteri; Pomacentridae
Gene: araf
Product: A-Raf proto-oncogene, serine/threonine kinase
Exons: 16
Coding region: 207-2036 (609 amino acids)
Biological process (GO): signal transduction; protein phosphorylation
Cellular component (GO): mitochondrion; cytosol
Molecular function (GO): ATP binding; protein kinase activity
Source: RefSeq, a predicted model, not a curated record